This is a messenger RNA of Darwinula stevensoni, 552 nucleotides long. Lineage: Eukaryota; Metazoa; Arthropoda; Ostracoda; Podocopida; Darwinulidae. The record is from the annotation of a GenBank genome assembly.
UCAUGGCUUAAACUCCCCAAGGACACCCCGAUAACCUUCAUUCACGCCGGGGCACCUGAUGGUGGUCUUGGAAUAAAACAACUCGCAAAUGGAUCCCACUUUGGAAAAAGAGACAGGUGGACAGAAUGGCGAACUCCAGCCACCCCCUUGUUAAACAUCUCAUAUCCGAAUUCAAAAACACGGUCCACCGGAAUAAGAAAACCAGACCUACUAGUUACAUUUGACAACAUCACCCACGUUAUUGACGCCCAAGUGGUAAACGAUUAUGAUGAUCCAGAAAUUCUACAUGAGAGAAAAAGCCACUAUUACAACGAAACGAUACGUGACUGGAUAAAAACAAGAACAAAAGCAGCAGACGUAAAAUUCUCCACUAUAACAUUCACAUGGCGGGGGAUUAUGGCGGAAACAUCAGCCAAUGACCUAAGGCGCCUCAGCCUUAAACCAAAAGACCUUAAAAUUGCAUCAAUACGAGUCCUGGAACAAACACACAAAUGUUGGACGACUUAUAACGGAAGUACAAAGAGGAAAUGGGGAAAACGCAUAAUGAAGCCA